Messenger RNA from Oryzias latipes (Japanese medaka), 2863 nucleotides. It is a transcript of the gene psen1, whose product is annotated as presenilin 1. Gene Ontology annotation, biological process: amyloid-beta formation; membrane protein ectodomain proteolysis; Notch signaling pathway. Lineage: Eukaryota; Metazoa; Chordata; Actinopteri; Beloniformes; Adrianichthyidae. Gene Ontology annotation, cellular component: membrane; gamma-secretase complex. The record is from RefSeq and is a predicted model, not a curated record. Gene Ontology annotation, molecular function: aspartic endopeptidase activity, intramembrane cleaving.
ACCGCCAUCAAAGGCUAGAGGAAGAACAAAGAGGUGUAUCGCUGUGGCCGGAUGUUCGGGCAGCAGGGAGGAACAACAAAGAGGAGGAGGACGGAGUUCCCAGGCUUCAAAACUAUCCACUAGAUGUCAACAAUAACGUUACCGUUCAUUUGUUAAAGUUCCCAGAGUUCGAUUUGCAUGAAGACAAGCGCCAGCCGAGCCGGCCAUGGCGAACAACGCAGAGGAUGUUGAAAACAACUUUAUGCAGGGCCAGCCCGAGUCCGCUGCGGGUCCUGAGCCCCGCCAGCAGCAGCAGCAGCAGCAGGAGGGGGGGACGAGGUUGCGGACCAGGGGAGGUUCGGGCGUAGGGCGAGGCGAGGGCGGAGGCCCCGAGCAGAACGGGCACCCGCCCGCCGCCCGUCCGGCAGUGCAAGAGGCGGAGGAAGACGAGGACGAGGAGAUGACCUUGAAAUACGGGGCCAAGCACGUCAUCAUGCUCUUCGUUCCCGUGACGCUCUGCAUGGCCGUUGUCGUGGCAACCAUAAAGUCCGUCGGCUUCUACACCCGAAAGGAUGGACAGAGGCUGAUUUACACGCCAUUCCCCGAGGACACGGACACGGUGGGCCAGAGAGCCGUGAACUCCAUCCUGAACGCCACCAUCAUGAUCACGGUCAUCAUCGUCAUGACGCUGGUGCUGGUGCUGCUGUACAAGUAUCGCUGCUACAAGGUCAUCCAUGGCUGGCUCUUCCUCUCCUCCCUCUUCCUCCUCUUCUUCUUCUCCUACAUCUACCUCCAAGAAGUUUUCAAGACCUACAAUGUGGCCAUGGACUACUUCACCGUGGUGAUCGUCAUCUGGAACUUCGGCGUGGUGGGCAUGAUGUGCAUCCACUGGAAGGGACCUCUGCGUCUGCAGCAGGCCUACCUCAUCAUGAUCAGCGCCCUCAUGGCUCUGGUCUUCAUCAAGUACCUGCCGGAGUGGACCGCCUGGCUCAUCCUGGCCGUCAUCUCCGUCUACGAUCUACUGGCGGUUCUUUGCCCUAAAGGACCUCUGAGGAUCCUGGUCGAGACGGCCCAGGAAAGAAACGAGCCCAUCUUUCCUGCUCUCAUCUACUCCUCUACAAUGGUAUGGCUCGUCAACAUGGCCGACACGGGCGGGCCGAGAAGGGAAUCCGCAGAGGAGACGCAGGAAGCAGCGGCGCCGGAGCCGGCGGAGUCUCCGCCCCCCUUGAGCUCGCCGCAGGACGACGGAGGCUUCACCCCCUCCUGGGUCAGCCAACAGGAGCACCAGCUGGGGCAGCUGCAGUCCACGGAGGAGACCCGGCGGCAGAUCCAGCAGAUGCCUUCGGCUCGCCCGCCGGCGGAGGAGGAUGAGGAGGAGCGGGGCGUCAAACUGGGGCUGGGAGACUUCAUCUUCUACAGCAUGCUGGUGGGGAAGGCGGCGGCCAGCGGCGACUGGAACACCACGCUGGCCUGCUUCGUGGCCAUCCUGAUCGGCCUCUGUCUGACCCUGCUGCUCCUCGCCAUCUUCAAGAAGGCGCUGCCCGCUCUGCCCAUCUCCAUCUUUUUCGGCCUGGUCUUCUACUUCGCCACCGACAACUUGGUGAGGCCCUUCAUGGACAAGCUGGCGCUGCACCAGUUCUAUAUUUAGCGGGACGCCGUGAGCCCCCGCCCCCCCCACGUGCCCUCACAACAACACGAGAGGGCCCCCCCCCCCCCCCCCCCCAGCUGCUGGAACAAAAGACGGCAACGCAGCCCCCCCCCUGUUUCUGCUCUGCCUUCAUUUCCUGAAGCUUUUAACGUCUCUGAGGCUUCGUCUCCGGUCCAACCAGCCGCCUCAGGUCCUUCAGGAGGUCGUCCCGCCCCUCGCGGCGGUCCGCAGGGGGCGGGUCUAAACUCUCCAAUAAAGACAUCCCGUCACAUUUCUGAAACCCAACGGAAGCCAAGAUCUUCAAAGCCUUCACCGAAUGAGCGGACCUUCAGUGCCGGUUCUGCUCUGAUUCUGCGCCGUCUGAUUGUAAAAGAAAGCGACGUCGGGCCGGUUUGGGAGGGGGGGUCAAAUCUGUCCGACGCCAAAGUGAAGCAAUGUUGCAAAAAAAAAAAAAAAAGUGGAAGCAACUUACAAGUUUUAUUGUAAAAUUUCUGCGGAGGACUCGGAGCCUGAGGUGGACAGGACCGCUGGAGCAGUAGAAGGUUCAGUGCCUUGCUCAAGGGCAUUUCAGUCUUUACCUGUAGUAAAUGUUGCCGUGUGACUCCAUCACGUGGUACCUGCUUCAUCCUGGGGGGGUGAAGUCUUUUUGUUUUCUUGUUGUGUCCAAGGAUUGUAACCUGUGACCGUUGGGUCACAAACUCUGAACCUUGAGCUGCAGCUAACCUGGAUGCUCACCUGGUGCUGUCCGGUCCUAUGCCCCGCCCCCAUCGCUCACCUCCUGCAGCUGCGUUCACGCGCUCUUUGUCUUUUCUUUAGGAAUUUAGGAGGAACCGACACUUCAAGGUUCUCCGGGUUGACCUGGAAAAAUGCAUUUCCUGCAGGAAUGAUGUUUAAAAGAUCGAAACUUUCGUUCGAUCAAACUGGGAACAGAUUCUCUUCUGAUCCUGAAUUAAGGAUUUCAAGUUUUACUGCAAAAAAAAUAAAAAGACACCAAGAUUCUGGAAAGAUAUCCAAAAACGUUGAAGAGGACCGAUGGACCGUUUGUUGUUGCACUCAAGUUUGAUUCUCACUGAUGAAACACAAACUAAAUAAUUUCUCUGAGCCUGCUUGUCCCCCAAUGUUUUUUUUUUUUUUUAAUUCAAGAAGUUUGGUGAUUUGCUUUUUUUCCUGUCUCUCACAUGCAUAUAUGUUAUGCAAAGUUGAACAGAGUUUGUUCUUUUGUAAUAAAAUGUGAAA